Molecule: messenger RNA, 1074 nt
Organism: Chenopodium quinoa (quinoa)
Lineage: Eukaryota; Viridiplantae; Streptophyta; Magnoliopsida; Caryophyllales; Amaranthaceae
Exons: 4
Coding region: 1-1074 (357 amino acids)
Source: RefSeq, a predicted model, not a curated record
AUGUACAACAACAUUCCUUUAGUCAACCAAGAUGUCCGAGGGAAUCUUGAAGAUGAAGAAAGUGAAGAUGAAGAAAACAUAAGGGAAGAGGUUGAUGAGGAUGCAACCAUUGAAGAAGAACAACAACCACAAACUGAAGAAAAAUUGCAAGAGUUGUUGCAGGAAGCAGAACAGUUAACUCCUGUAGAAUUCACUGAUCUUCCAGUUGACAAGAAAGCUUUGGACUCAAAAUGGGUUUACAAGGUCAAGUUUGAUAGAAAUGAAAAAGUGGUGAGAUUGAAAGAAAGUCAGAAUCUUAUUGCCUUGGCAACAGUCCAAAAUUGGAAGCUUCACCAGCUUGACAACAAUAAUGCCUUCUUACAUGGCUUUAUUGAUGAAGACAUUUACUUGAAGCCACCCCAGGGAUAUACAAAAGCUCCUAAAGGGAAGUCAACUCGAGAUUACAGUAUGUUUUCUAGAGUGAGAAAUGGAAAGCAAACCAUUGUAUUAGUCUAUGUUGAUGACCUCCUUAUCACAGGUGAUGAUGAUGACUAUGUUUCUAUUUUCAAGAAACAAUUAGAUGAGGAGUUCACUAUAAAGGACUUAGGUGAAAUGAGAUACUUUCUUGGUUUGGAGGUGUCAAAUACCUGCAAGGGAACUCUCUUGAAUCAGAGAAAAUAUGUGCUUGAUGUGUCGGAAUAUACUAGGUUAAGUAACUGCAAACCUGCCACUGCACCUUGUCCAAAACAUGUUAAGCUAUCUACUCAUGAAGGCACAAUUUUGAGUGAUCCUGAAAAGUACAGGAGUUUAAUAGGAAAGCUGCUAUAUCUUAAUUUAAGCAGACCUGACUUUUCCUUCUCUGUACAGCAAUUGAGCCAGUUCAUGAGCUGUCCUAGAGAGUCUCAUUGGGAUGCAGCUUUACAUGUUGUGAAAUAUUUGAAAGGGACUUCAGACUGGGGUCUUUUCUAUCAGAACAAUUUGGAGUUAAGAGAGAUUGGUUACAGUGAUGCAGAUAAUGGAUCUUGUGUCUUUAUAGGAAGAUCCUUAACAGGCUAUUGUUUUUCUUGGAGGAAGCUUGGUCUCAUGGAAGACUAA